AUGCACGGUUGUAAGAGCGGCUCAGAGAUACCAAUAAGGAACCCACUGGUGAAGCAAGCGGCUUUGGCUUACCUGCAGCCUAUGGGAGGGAGACCACCGGGGACAGUGGUGGAGGAAGGUCUUUUUGGUAAAUUCAAAGAGGUUUGCUGCAGAGGGCAAUGCGGGUGUCUCGAGUGGCUCCACGGUGUCGUCUCAAUGGAUUUCUUCAGUACAGACGAAGAAGACGAUAGAGAUCAAAUGAUGAUACGAAGGACGACAAGUGGAGGAUGA
Molecule: messenger RNA, 270 nt
Organism: Arabis nemorensis
Lineage: Eukaryota; Viridiplantae; Streptophyta; Magnoliopsida; Brassicales; Brassicaceae
Source: the annotation of a GenBank genome assembly